Molecule: messenger RNA, 483 nt
Organism: Aspergillus brunneoviolaceus CBS 621.78
Lineage: Eukaryota; Fungi; Ascomycota; Eurotiomycetes; Eurotiales; Aspergillaceae
Exons: 1
Coding region: 1-483 (160 amino acids)
Source: RefSeq, a predicted model, not a curated record
AUGGAGAAGGCGCGUCGGUGCACGGCGCUGGAGGCCGAGAUCCUGAACAACCUGCCCAAGGACCUUGGUGAUGACAUUAACGCCAAUAAUCUCCGUUUCUUCUAUGGCUACGAGCAUGUCGCCGAUCGCUUGGAGAGGCUGGGCCUCACUGUCGUCGGCACUGGUGACGGCUACACUUUCACGGAGAUCAGCAAGCUACGCAUCUUCACCAUGGCCCAGCAGUCGAUCUGCUUGGACUUGGUCUUCCUGGAGGAAGCCCUGCGGGCCCUCAAGGAGAGCUGCGACGCGCGCCUGCGGCUCGAGACGGAAGGCGUCAUCCGCAACCUGGGCCUGCUCUUCUGGGGGGUCGAGCCCCUCCGGAAAGUCGGCGAGAGAGUGUACACUCGCCUGAAGGAGCUCGAAGAGGAGGUCGAAUCAAAAUGGUGGAGAAGUCGAAGGCCGAGCAGCGUGGGGACAGCAUAUGGGAAGACUUUUGGCUGCUAA